This is a messenger RNA of Akanthomyces muscarius, 2901 nucleotides long. RefSeq lists its product as uncharacterized. The transcript is spliced from 2 exons. Lineage: Eukaryota; Fungi; Ascomycota; Sordariomycetes; Hypocreales; Cordycipitaceae. Gene Ontology annotation, biological process: intracellular potassium ion homeostasis; sodium ion export across plasma membrane; proton export across plasma membrane. Bases 1 to 2901 code for a protein of 966 amino acids. Gene Ontology annotation, cellular component: plasma membrane. The record is from RefSeq and is a predicted model, not a curated record. Gene Ontology annotation, molecular function: sodium:proton antiporter activity.
AUGGCCUGGGAACACCUCGACAUCACCAAGCCGCACUUGGUCUACAUCAUCCUCGGCGGCUUCACCUCCCUCUUCAUGCUCUGCUCCUCCUUCAUCAAGGAGCGCAUGUACAUUGGCGAGGCCACCGUCGCCACCCUCUGCGGCGUCAUCUUCGGUCCCCAUGCCGCCAACCUCAUCAACCCCAACGAAUGGGGCUCCGUCGACAUUGUCACCGUUGAAUUCUCCCGCAUCGUCCUCGUCGUCCAGUGCUUCGCCGUCGGCGUCGAACUGCCCAAGUACUACAUGGAGCGCCACUGGAAGUCCGUCAUCUUCCUCCUCCUCCCCGUCAUGACCGUCGGCUGGCUCAUGACCUCCCUCUUCAUCUGGUGGAUGGUCCCCGUCCUCUCCUGGCUCGAAUCUCUCGUCGUCGCCGCCUGCGUCACCGCCACCGAUCCCGUUCUCGCUUCCUCCGUUGUUGGCAAGGGUAAGUUCGCCAAGCGCGUCCCGAAGCAUCUCCGAGAUCUCCUCUCCGCCGAGUCCGGCUGCAACGACGGCAUGGCCUUUCCCUUCAUCUACCUCGCACUCUACCUCAUCCAGUACCACCGCGACGCAGGCGAGGUCACUUUUCACUUCAUUGUCUACGUCAUCCUCUACGAAUGCAUCUUUGGUGCCGUCUUCGGUUUCAUGAUUGGCUACAUUGCUCGCCAUGGCAUCCGUUUUGCCGAAAAGUACGACCUCAUCGACCGCGAGAGUUUUCUCGUCUUCUACUUUGUCGUUGCCCUCUUUUGCGCCGGCUCGGGUAGCAUCCUUGGCGUCGACGACUUGCUCGUCGGUUUCGCCGCCGGUGUCGGCUUCUCCAACGACGGUUGGUUCGGCGAAAAGACCGAGGAGUCCCACGUGUCCAACGUUAUUGAUUUGCUGAUAAAUUUGGCCUAUUUUGUCUACUUUGGCACCAUCAUUCCCUGGGAGCAGUACAACUCUGGCUACUUUGGCCUCACCGCCUGGCGCCUCGUCGUUAUUGCCAUUUUUGUCCUGCUCUUCCGCCGCAUUCCCAUCAUGCUCGCUCUAAAACCUCUAAUACCCGACGUGCGAAAUUGGCGAGAGGCGCUAUUCGCUGGCCAUUUCGGCCCGAUUGGCGUCGGCGCCAUCUUUGUCGCCAUUCUCGCCCGCGCCGAGCUCGAACACGGGGAACCCGUCCCCCUGUCGCAGAUGCCAGAUCCGGACUCGGAAAACUAUGCGUUAAUCUACCUCGUCUGGCCCAUUGUGACUUUCCUCGUCAUCUCCUCUAUCCUGAUUCACGGCUCUUCCGUCGCCGUAUUCACCCUCGGCAAGCGCAUCAACACACUGUCUCUCACCAUGUCCUACACUGCCGCCCCCGAGGAUGGCCCUUCUUGGAUGAACCGACUGCCCCGAAUCUCGUCGCAAUCUCGCUCCCAGGCCAAGACCAUGUCCGAAGCCUCUUUCGAUCUCAAGGAUCCCCAGUAUCCCGCCGGUACUCUCGCGCCGCCCGGUGGCUUCCUCCGUCGCCAGAAAGAGGAGGACCAGAGCCGACCCGGCAGCCGCACCUCCUCCCUCGUCUCUCGCAAGCGGAAGCACAAGAAGUGGGACGACGGCAUUGGUCCCGGUGGCCCCGUCUCCCAAUCGGCCAUUUUCCCCAACCGACAGUCCAUGUCUCCCACUGAUGAGCAGGCCAACACUAGUCAGCCCACCACCGACUCGACUCUCAACGACAACAACGAGAAGUCAGAGCAGCUCCACGAUGAGCGCGACCACCAUGACGCCGACGAGAGCCCCAACUCUCCGCAACGCGUCAACAUUUACGAAGAAGGCCACCAUCUCGUUUUCGAAGACCAGCAGGGUGAAGUCAUUGACUCGGUCGAACUGGAUGCCGUUCCGAGCCCCGAGAAGGAGUCUCCCGCGGAACCCGGCCCCUCUGCUCAGUCUGGAGAAGAUGCAGGCUGGUCGCUGGGUGGUUUGCGUCGCCGCUUCAACGACAUGUACAGCCAAGAGGUCGAGAAGCGCAAAGACAAAUCAAAGCAGCCUCGAAGCCACGAACCUGCUCACGCUUACCAGUUUGGUAACCAGAUUAUUGUCGAAGACGCAGACGGCGAAGUUGUCAAGACAUUCCAGCUCCCAUCGUCCAAAUCCAGCCAAGAAUCUAGUGCCGUGUUAGGCUCGAGUCUCAAGUAUCUCGGCCUCGGCGCACUGGCACGACAGAACGAAAAGAACCCUCAGGCCGCCGCUGAAGAGGGCAAGGCUGGGGAAGACGAGCCCGCACCCGUUCGACCCAGGUGGACUGCCGUCCGUCGCAUGACUGGCACCGCGCCCGGCAAAAAGACGGAAAGCACCGACGACGACCACAAUAUUCGCUUCACCAUUGGCGGCGUUGGUCGACGCAUGAACAAGGAGGACUUUAUCAAGGAGGUGCAGAAGCUGGACACCAGUACGCGCAAAGACGUUGCCGAGCAGUCAACCGCCUCCCGGCCGAUCAAGGAAGUUGCCAAACGCAACCCCAAGUUUGUGCCGCCCACGACCCGCCCCAGCGUGCCGCAGAUUGUCGAGACGCGCGCCGACAGCAGUGACCGCUCGAAGCCCUCGGAAGAAUCAAGCACCCGCGGUCGUCCCGCAGUCAAGGAGACGCGGCCUUCACCGUCACCGCUCCCGAAGAGCGAGCAAGACGACCAGCGCGAGACGCCCGUCGAAAGACGCCGCCGUCUCGCCGUCCUCAGCCAGCAAGGCGAACGCAGCGGCAGCACGGCCGCCCAAGGCGAUGCCGGCGAGACACCGGCGGAGCGACGCCGUCGCGAGGCUGCCCUCGGCAUGGGCGACAGCGACGCCGACAGCGACUCGGACGACGAAGGUGGCGAGCGCGUGCCGCCCGCGCGUCGCGGGAUUCGCUUUGCCGAGCCGAGCAGACGUUGA